Messenger RNA from Leishmania major strain Friedlin, 1512 nucleotides. RefSeq lists its product as hypothetical. Lineage: Eukaryota; Euglenozoa; Kinetoplastea; Trypanosomatida; Trypanosomatidae. The coding region runs from base 1 to 1512 and encodes 503 amino acids. The record is from RefSeq and is a predicted model, not a curated record. The transcript has a single exon.
AUGGCUGUUUCCACGCCCUCUACGCCACCGCUUCGGCCGACCUCCAACAGCGUCAGAAGCCCCGCUGCACUGGACGAUCUCAAGCUGCAGUUCGCGACCGAGGAGGUGCGCAAGCGGUUCUCGGACAUCUCGAUGGCGGACAUGCUUGCGGUGCUGAGUACGCUCCUGACCAAUCCGUGCAUCCGCGAGUGCGGCGGGGAGCAAGCCGGUGGUGCCAUGAAGAACAGUAUUCAUCGACUUCCUCUCGCGCUGGAACUAAAGCAAAACAGCGCAAGUGCCUGCACAGGACGAAACUCGACCAGUCGCCUUCAGCACCAGGCGAGCGCGAGCUCGUCCAUCACGGCGAGUGAGCUCAGCUCGCGGGACUGGAGCACGAGAAGCUCUGAGAUGGACGAAGUACCAAUGUUUAAGGCGCCGGCCGCUUCGCGGCUGAGCCCGGAGUGGACCACCACUGUCGCCUCCAUCCUCGACAACGCGCACCAGUAUCGCGAGUCCGCCGACGAACACCGCACCGUCGUGGACAUUGUGCAGCUGUCAAUCAAGGGCUGGUUCGAGGACGCGGGCGUGGAGGCGGCGGAGAGUGAGAAAAUGCAUGCAGCGACAGGCUCCGCCGCUUGCGAUCCCUCUGCAUGGCUUGCAACACUGAAACAGGUGCGCCGCCUGGCUGAAGACGUGUGCCACAGCAAAUACGACGCCGUGUACAAGCGACUCUGUAGCGAGGCUGCAGAAGAGGUUGGCGAGGGAAUGGCCACGCCAGCGUAUGUUCUGCACGAUGAGGACAGCACCGUGGCGCCCUCCUCCGUCGUGGCACGACAGCCGGUGCACCGUGCCGCGACCGAGCCAGCCGGUAUACCGCCCUUCUCCCUUGUGAUUCAGCGCGGACGCGACGGCAGCGGAACAGAGGUGUCCGAUUCGCCCCUCAACAUCGACCUUGACGCGCGCAACGGCGGCACGCGCGGCAGCGGCUUGGAGAGCAGCAGCGCCUCUUUUGUCGUCGGAUGCGAGUGGUUUCAGUGGGUCUUCCUCGUCCAAAGCCCGCUGGCGUGUCAGAGUGAGCCCUACCCAGCAGUGGAAAAUGGCGCCGCAGGCAAGGAUGCCGAAGCCGUCGCUGCGGAGCAGCAAAAGUGGCGACAACGGCACUGCACCGUGCAGCUUCUCUACCCCUCUCAGGCCGGUUUUUCAGACGCCUCUGAUGAAUCCUCGGGCCUGCGUUCCGCCGAGGCUGAGUAUGAGCUGAGUGAGCCUCACGUCGUGCUCUCCUCGCUGCUUGGAGUCGCCAUGCGCGUGUGGUGUCAGAACCACCCGCACAUCGUCGUGCAAGUGCUUCAGCUGGAGGAGGACACCUAUCCAUGGCAUAUCUACGACGGAUCUCUCUUCUGGGCUGGGUGGCCCCUGAACGACCCAGCGGCACAGGGUGAGUGCGCUGCGGCAAGCGACUCGAUGCCAAUCCCGCUUCUCCCGGGCGAGUGCUUCGCACAUGAAUCGGAUAUUAAGGAUGAUGAAGACCACUAG